UUGUACAGUGGUUCGACACAUACAAGGACGUGUUCUCUACAGAAAUUUCAACAAAUGGGAAAGCGACAGUCGCAGAAAUAGCUAGAUUACUCUUUAUGAAGAAAUUUUGAGCCUCUGGGCCUCAGCUUCACCGCAAAUUUCGGAAAAACAUGGGCUGUGGAUCAUCGCAAGCUGUUGCACCAGAACAGAACGCCAUUCGAAAUGGUGACGUAAAGAGAGAAUCACCCACAUUAAUGCGACCAAAUGAACAAGAGCAUCAACCACAGCCUGAGUUGAUACGACAAGAAACCCCAAAAGAAAAGAGGAAAGAUUCAGCGAAAUCAAGUUCUAGCAGCUCAAGUAGUAGCAGAUCAAGUAGUGCGAAAUCCAAGAAAAGCCGUCCUGAAACUGCUCCUGGUGGAGAUGCACCGGCUCAAAUCGAAAACCAGGAAUCUGCGCCAGAAACAGAAGCUCCUCAAUUAAAUAACAACAAAGAUAGCGAAGGGCCAGAGGUAGUAACAGCAGUUGUAGCUGAUGAAGUUGAGAAGAUCGAAGAGGCUCCGGACGAAACAACGACUCAAGGUGAAGGUAACACUGAAGAAAACGAAAAACAAGCAGAAUGGCAAGAACGCGAGAAACCGAAUUUCAGCGAGGACGUGCUGAAAGAGUUCGUGGAGGUAGAAAACCAAAUACAGACCUUGGAAAGAAAGGGCGUCGAGAAUGAAUAUCCUAUAAAACAUGCGCGGCUGGUGGAAUUGUACAAAAAACUUUCAGAGAAUACCGAGAAGGUUCAACAGCUCAAGGCUCAAACUGCCAAAGAGUACCAGGAUGUGGUAGAUGUGAGUACAGCAUUCAAUCUGCGGUCGUUCUUUGUCAGUGCUGAUCAACUAAAUGCAGAAGUAGCAAAAGAAAAGAGAGAGUAUGCAGAAGCAUUGAAUAAACAAGAAAUUGCAGAGCAAGAACUUGCAAGUCUCAGACAACAAUAUCAGAAACUGUAUGAUGAGACGAUAUCUGCUAAAAAAGAUCAAGAUGAGCUACAAAGCUUGAGGAAAAAGGAAGAAGAACUGUUGGGCUGUAUUUUCAAUGAUUCUUAUGGUAGUGACAAGGAAUGGAAGUUAGAAAUGGAACUUGACUUACUGGGAGAAAGGAAAACACGAAUCAGUACUGCAAAUACUCGCUGGCGUGGUGCUCAUUUAUGCCUUGAUCAUGCUUCAAGACAACUUAGUUGGAGUGCCAGACGCUGGGCACAGAUUUCAACAAACAAUGUUUCACUUCCAGUGGUCAAAUAUACUAUGGUUGCAGAAACAAGAAAUCAUGCUAUUGCAGCAAUCCAAAACAUCUCUACGGCUUAUGGAAGCCUCAAACCAGUGACUGCUCCUUACUGCACUCCAGAUGACCUAGAGGUUUUGAAGGCAAUUACCAACUCAAUCUUCAAUGACGUCAAUGUACCAGCAAACUACCAGAAGACAUAUAAUGUGCUCGCACAAAUUUUCUCCAAAUGUUCAAGUCUUCUUCAGUGGGUUAAUCGCGUUGUUGAGGAGACCAUCUCGAAAGACUUGGGCGAAGUGAAGAAGGAAUUCCAUGAAAAGUAUUAUGAACUUAAAGAGGAAAGAAUGAACCUGAUUAAAAGUACAGUGAAAGAAAAACUGGGAGUUGAACUAGAGAUGGAAGUAAAGAGAGAUGAACUGGUAGAUGAUGACUCCCAGGCUGAAGGAGCUGACAUUGCCAAACCAGGAGAAGUUGCCAAAGAGGAGGGAGAUGAUCAGGCUCCAGAACCAGAGGAUAAAGAAGGGUUACCUGCAGAUGCUCCACCCUCUGGGGAUGGAGAGACACAUCCCGAGGGGGAGCAGCCUCCAGCUGAGGCAGAAGCCUCAGGGGGAGACAGCGCCGAUGCCUCCAAACCUGUGCCCUUGUCUGAACUUGCCCCACCUCCAAACCAAGAAGAUCUCUUUGGUAAUAUUGAUCAGCUGAAGAAACAACACGAAGAGGAGCUUGCUGAGUUUGAGAAGCAGCAGGAAUUGAACAAGGCUCGCGUGGAGCAAGGCUUGCAGGAGAAGCUCAGAGCGCGACGAAGCAGGAGGCGUAAGAUGCAGGCUCAAGAGGCAGAAGCAAGUGCACUCUCUGAAGGGGAAGGUAGCAGUGAGCCGCCGCCACCUUCAGAAAUGGGACUCUAAGUAAUCGAGAUCUUUUCUUCCCUGUUGUGUAUUCCUUGGCAACUUGCGUGUACAGAGACAUUUGUUCACACGGUAAAAAGUUUUUAGACCUAAAUUCCUGUAGCACUGACGAAAGAUGAACGUCAGCUCACAGCUGUACGAUUCGCUGAUGUCCUUGCUGAUGUUGAUAGAAAGGGUUAAGUAAGCGUCAAAAACUGGUUUGUAGCAGGUAUUGUAACAAGUUAUUGCCUUGCGCAGUACGAGUAAGUAAAACUCUGCCCAUUUUUAGAUCACUCCCUCUUUUCUGAUGGAACAGGGCGAGAUGUUGUCGCAAUUUGGAUAGAUUUUCGGUCACUUGAUGUAAUAUCGAGUGUUUGCGAGCUGAGGUCCAGACGCUAUAUCCUUUUUUUUUUUUAAAAAAAUGUAAAUAGCCGCGAAGUAAUUUAUUUGCUCUUGCUAAGUCUUCGUAUGUAGAUAAUUUAAUCACGGUACGCAUUGUAAGUACAUUCUAUCGUCACUUGAUUGAACUGCACAAGAUAAAGUAUAAGUACAUUCCUUGAGCCGGCACUACCUACCGCACAGAGGCAUUGGCUUUGUUGCUAGUGUUGUGUUGUCUUAUAGAAUAUCGUAAACACAGUGUUUCUUCUCACUGAUUGUUAUUGGUUAACUUCUUAAUUUGUGGAAAAUUUGAAUUGAUCGAGGGAAUAAGUAAUAUAUACCUUAUUUUGUUAAAGAUCAGAGAAAAGAAUGAUCCUUUCUUUACGACCCUACCAUAUUUUACCAGUAAAGCUAGGGACAAAUGCGUUCUUUGAAGUUUGUUUCGUAUGAGAGAGAGAGAGAAAAGAAUAAUGCGAACAAUCGUGUAAUCGUUUGUGUAAUCAUGAGAAAAUAUUUGCAUUAUGUGGAAAGGAGGUCUUCCCUAUUUUUAUACAGGAAUUAUUUACGUAAAGCCAGGAAAUUACUCUUCCUUUAGCCUUUUCUAUUUAUUUUGUUUUGUUGUUCACUGAAAACUAGAUGUGCCAGGAUUAGUGCAUUUAACAAAAAAUUAAGUUAACAUUUAAAAUUUGGCAAAUUAGAGCUGAAUCUAAUUUGAAUCACAUCGACAUUGAUUAACUAUUGCAGUAACAGAUCAAGAAUUGGCCAAGGAAGAAGUCAUUUUAUGUGUUAUAGUUUCGAGUUUCGAUUGUAAAUAGUCUUUUUUUAGUGUUUCAUUCAGGUCUUAACUUAAAGAUGUUAAAGUGGUUUAGUGGAACUUGACAUGUCUCGUUUGUGAGACUAAAUAAAUAGAAAUGUAAUUGAGA
Molecule: messenger RNA, 3433 nt
Organism: Stylophora pistillata
Lineage: Eukaryota; Metazoa; Cnidaria; Anthozoa; Scleractinia; Pocilloporidae
Cellular component (GO): cilium
Source: RefSeq, a predicted model, not a curated record